Messenger RNA from Stereum hirsutum FP-91666 SS1, 1434 nucleotides. RefSeq lists its product as uncharacterized. The transcript has 10 exons. Lineage: Eukaryota; Fungi; Basidiomycota; Agaricomycetes; Russulales; Stereaceae. The record is from RefSeq and is a predicted model, not a curated record. Bases 1 to 1434 code for a protein of 477 amino acids.
AUGACAGCGACCUUCCGCUCUUUGCGCGCAAAGAGGGACGUACUAUGGAGUAAGAUCAGGCACAGCGAUAGGACCCCGUGGGUUACGGCUUGCACGUUCGCUGUCCUGUUAGCUGUCGUUCUGGGAAUUCCCCUUGGUUGGAGAUUCCGAGGAAAGGAAUUGAAUCUUGAAGUACCUUCCAGCUGGGAAGGGAGAACCCUUUCCACUGGACUUCAACUCAUCACCGCAGAUGCAUCGGUUGGCACGGCGACAUUCCAAUGGAAUAUCUACAGCGAUACUUGUAUCACCAAUGCGAAGUCCAGCGAUGACAUCACGGAUAGCAAUUGUCCUCUUGUCAAUAUCUUUAUGGACCCGAACUCUAUGAGCGGCAGCUCCGACUCUAACUCCCCCGCCUCUAAUAAUCGUCCAACCCAACCGCUCUUUCAAUUCAACGCUACCGCCUUCGAAUUUGACGACUUCUCCAGUUUUUCGAUGUUCCGGACAACAAUGUACUUGGAGACAAGGGAAACGACACUGGAAGCCAGUUUAGAAAACUACCCAUUCGACAAAUAUGUGGUCUCACCCUGGAUAUUUGCGUCUUCGAAUGACACUGGAGAAACGGUUGGAAUAUUUAUUGGGUCCAUGAAUGGGAUCGCAGUUGGCUUCCAGGCGCACGUGAAGAACAACGACUUUACAUAUAGCACUAACACAACAGAGGUCUAUAUCACUGUCAGCCGGUCGACACUCGUCAAGACAUAUGCGGUCACCAUCGUUAUGACCAUGUGGUUGGUCUCUCUCGUGCUGCUCGCUAUUAUGGUGAAGGGCGUUAUUAUGGGAAAAGGUCAAAAAGUCGAGAUCCUUGUGGUGCCCAUCACAACACUUUUUGCCUUCACGCAGUUGAGAGGCACAAUGCCAGGUGCACCACAGUCCUUCGGUGUAAUUAUCGACUUCGUUGGAACAUUACCGAGUCUCGUCUUUCUGGGACUCACCGCUUUAUGCUGUCUUAUACCGUUCCUCUUCGAUCAUGAUCCCGAGAAACCUCGGGGUCAUCAUCUCAAAGACGCCGCGGAAGAGAAUCACCCCAAUGGCGCCAAGAAUAACGAUACUCGUCCCGGCUUCAUGUCUCAACGAGCAGAUAACGGUCUGUAUAUCCCUAUCUCGCUUGAUUUGUACGAAUCGACAGUCGUCAAUCAAACACCAGGGAGUACUAUAUCCAGGAAGGAUUCCGACUAUUACGACCCGUACAGCGCAAAGUCGUCGAGUAACAUUUACCCGCCGCCCAGAUGGACGACCUCCCAUAACAGCCUUGAUCACACACUCCUGACACGUAUGGGAUCACCGGGUGAGGUUCAGACUGCCGGGAUGGAUGCAUUUUCCGACAGGCCAGUCGACUCGGAGGAUCACAUAGGUGCACCUCCUUCAUCUGCACCUCUGCCGGGAACUCGUAAGGGUUGA